CUACAACAACUGUACCAACUACUACAACAGCUGUACCAACUACUUCAACAACUGUACCAACCACUUCUACAACUGUACCAACUACUUCAACAACUGUACCAACCACUACAACAACUGUACCAACUACUUCAACAACUGUACCAACCACUACCACAACUGUACCAACUACUUCAACAACUGUACCAACCACUACAACAACUGUACCAACAGUGCCGACAACAACGACUGAACCUAGCACAACAGCAGCACUGACUACCACCCCUACAGAACCUACCAAAAUCGUCUCCACUACAACAACAACUGUACCAACAACAAAAGCUGUAUUAAACUCAGAGGUUGCACGAGGCCUGGAACUUUUAGCUAUGUUUAGUUUCCAGUCGGCAGCUGAACAAAAACAACAAGAGGACGUUACUAUUGCGACGGGAACAAGUGUCCCAAUUGCAGUGUUGUUAGUAACGGGUGGUGUAGUUACCGCCUUGCUAUUGUAUAGACGACGCAAACGCAAACAAAGCCAACAAGAACUCGAAGGAGACGAGCUCGAAGACGAAAAUAUGGAUAAAGAUAAUGAAUCUAUUACUCCAUCGCAUGCAUCAAUUGCUUUGGAGACAAGACCAUCAAAUGAAGACCAUGUACCGCAUCUACAAAAGCAGAGCAGUUCAUGUUCGAUGCCACCUGUAGAGUCUGUAGAUGUUGGAUUUCAUUACGUAUAGUAAUAGACAACGUUUUCUGUACCAAAGAGCAGCUAACAUGGAUAUGUAUACGUACUUUCUACCAAAUUUAAACUCUUACAUUGGUAUUCUUUAUUGAACACGCCUGAAAAGUAAAUAACGUUCUCUGGACAGUGGUACUUGCGCUUUGGUAAAAUCGGAUAUAAAUAGGCUAGUGAGGUAUAACAGUGACUAAGUUGAGGGAGAUUCGAUAUUGAAUUAAGCGAAAUAGAGUGGUGCCAACAUCAUGUCUAAUGCAGAAUAAAGACAUACAUUUUCUCUAUAAAUCAUGCUUGGAAACAGACAGAUAUUUAUCGGUCCCUCGGGUAGAUAUGCAUAUCUCCCUCUGGAUAAACCCCUCCCAGUACAUAACACUUAUAUAUCACUGAAUAAAAUAUUUACAGAAACUCUGUUUUUUCUACAUAUUGAUAUAACCCGUAUAGGCUCCUAACCUGAGAUCCAUAGGCUGAAAAUAGAAAUAGCGUUCAUCAUUUCGCAUUACACAUCGGAAUCAAAAACGGGGUUGAUAUAGGCAUCAUGUUUUACAUUGAUAUAACUGUGUGCAAUUUUACCCCAGUCGUAUUCACGUUUGAAUGAUUGGCCAGAAUAUGACUGUUUCUUAUUGAGAUCAGUAUGGCGAUGGUACAUUGUUAAAGCUGACGCUUGUGUAUACAUAUUUGUAGCAGCAUCUGCCUUUCUCUCGAACAAUCUUUGAAGACGAGACCCAUAACGCGACUGACUUAUCCAUUUUGGUUGUUGUUGUUGUUGUU
Messenger RNA from Owenia fusiformis, 1477 nucleotides. The record is from the annotation of a GenBank genome assembly. NCBI's taxonomy places the organism in Eukaryota, Metazoa, Annelida, Polychaeta, Sabellida, Oweniidae.